Drepanopeziza brunnea f. sp. 'multigermtubi' MB_m1 is the source of this 1530-nucleotide messenger RNA. RefSeq lists its product as uncharacterized. Gene Ontology annotation, molecular function: heat shock protein binding; protein kinase binding; protein-folding chaperone binding. Gene Ontology annotation, cellular component: cytoplasm. Gene Ontology annotation, biological process: protein folding; protein stabilization. The record is from RefSeq and is a predicted model, not a curated record. Lineage: Eukaryota; Fungi; Ascomycota; Leotiomycetes; Helotiales; Drepanopezizaceae.
AUGCCUGUUGACUACAGUAAGUGGGAUGCCCUGGAGCUCAGCGACGAUUCAGAUAUUGAAGUUCAUCCCAACGUCGAUAAGCGUUCCUUCAUCCGGGCCAAGCAGAAUCAAAUCCACCAAGCUAGAUUCGAGCGUAAAAAUCAGAUCGAGACGUAUAAGUAUGAGCGCAUCAUCAAUGAUGGCCUCCUCAAGCGCAUCAACGCUCUCCUCGCCGCUCUGCAAUCCCAUAACAAGGAGAUCCAGAGCCGCAGUCCAGAUGAGCUGGUCUUCCAAGCAAUCAUGGAGUCUGUUAGUGCUUCGGACGGAGACCAGCCCCCGCCCCCACCAGUUGGUGUCCACACCCAAGAGAAAGAGCCAACUAGCUAUUCAAAGAUGAUGGCUGCUCUGGUCGAUCAGGUUAAGUCAAAAGUUGACGAGGACAAGCCAGCGGAUGCGGAUCGAUUCGAGGCGUAUGUUAAGGAGAUCACUUCGCACAAGACAAAGGUUGAGGGUCUACAAACGCAGCUGCUAGCUGAAUUGAACAGGUUGGAAGUAGAAGAGGCCAAGAAGAUUACAAGUGAGGGUCUCCACGACGGCUUUAACAGUUCUCAUGUCACCAAAGCCGACACUAUUGCAUCCACUACAGAGGUGAAGAAGACGAAGAAUGAUAAGAUCCAGGCGGUCGAAGUGUUGAACCCAAAUGUUUUGGCAGCACGAGAUCCGGAUGGCACGCAGUCGUCAGGUGCCGAUGCAGAUGUCGACGAGCCAGAUGCAGACGAGGAAGACGACGAGGAAACGGAGCCGACGGAGCUGGGUAAGGCGUUCUCCAAGAUCAAGAUCGGAGAUUAUCGAGCCUCGCUGCAAUACAUCUCUGCCCACCCACCAGUACUAGCUGAAAGAGAGACUGAUGCUUUGCUGGUUAUGGCAUUCAACAAUUGCAUGGAUGGGAAGGAAGAUUUCGCCCGGCAAUGCGUACACCAAGGGCUCCUGCUACAGUAUUGCAGAGCCCUUGGCAAGGAUGGAGUUGGUCUAUUCUUCAAGCGCAUCACCACCCAAGGCCACCAAGCCCAGAAAGUCUUCUUCGAUGAUGUUAACUCUACCUUCCAAAAGAUCAAAUACAGAUCCAAGGAGCUUGAGAAGCAGCGAGCACAACAAGAAGCAGACGGUAGAGGUGGAGUCGAGCAAAUCCAGUUACAUGCUGUUGAUCCUGGAACGUCCAUCAACAUUACAAUCCCUCCUGCUACGAGCGAGAACCCAGAGGAAAUCAAGGCGAGAGAGUUGUUUGAGGCUUUCCCACCAGGCCUGCAAAAGGCUUUGAAGAGUGGAAGCUUGGAUGAGGUCAACAAAGUGUUGGGUAAGAUGAGUGUUGAGGAGGCCGAGGAGGUUGUUGCUCAAUUGGGCGAGGGCGGUAUGUUAUCUUUAGAGGAGCAAAUCAUCGAUGCCACUACCGAGGAAGGCCAAGCCGCGUUGAAGGAUUUCGAAGAGCAAGAGCGAGCUGCUGCUAAGGCCAACGCUGCAUCUUUGAGCAAUUAUUCUGAAGACCCAGAAUGA